Parastagonospora nodorum SN15 is the source of this 978-nucleotide messenger RNA. RefSeq lists its product as hypothetical. NCBI's taxonomy places the organism in Eukaryota, Fungi, Ascomycota, Dothideomycetes, Pleosporales, Phaeosphaeriaceae. Gene Ontology annotation, molecular function: hydrolase activity, hydrolyzing O-glycosyl compounds. The transcript is spliced from 2 exons. Gene Ontology annotation, biological process: glucan catabolic process. Bases 1 to 978 code for a protein of 325 amino acids. The record is from RefSeq and is a predicted model, not a curated record.
AUGCUGUUCCCCUCCUGCCUCUACCUUUGGGCUCUUGCGAUACUUGCGGGCACUAUAUGUGCAUACAAUCUCAAAGACGACUACACCAGGAACGGUUAUGCCGACUUUUUCGACGACUUCAACUUCUGGACUGAUGGCGAUCCUACGAACGGAACGGUUGACUAUGUUGACCAGCAAUCAGCUUGGAAUAACGGCCUUAUUGGCAAUGGCGGCAACAUCUACCUCGGCGUGGAUCACGCGAAUGUCGCGAGCGGUCGUGGGCGAAAGUCUGUACGCCUGACGUCCAAAGCAACCUACAACCCUGGAACGCUCGUCGUGGCGGACAUCACCCACAUGCCCGAGACUUGUGGCACCUGGCCCGCGUUCUGGACAACGUCCGCAACCGCUAACUGGCCCCAAGAAGGCGAGAUCGAUAUCGUGGAGCAAGUGAACAACGCGAAACACAACGAAAUUUCUAUCCACGUCAGCGAGAAACAGGGCAAAUGCUACAUUGACCCAAACAUCGACCAGACCGCUGAGCGCGACCGCUUCACUGAAUGCAGCGAGGAGACCAACCUUGGAUGCGAUGUCAACGACCGUCGCGAGAAUUCCUUCGGCAGUGGCUUCAACAACAACAACGGCGGCGUGUAUGCAAUGGAGUGGACGGCCUGGGCGGUGAAGGUGUGGUUCUUCCCGCGCGACUCGAUUCCGACUGGCGACCAUGGCCCGCUUGGAUCGUGGCCCGAGCCAUCUGGAUGGGGCUCUCCAACUUCGGUGUUCCGCAGCAGCGAGGGCGAUGGAUGCGACUUGGACAAGCACUUCAAGAACCAGAAGAUCGUCAUCAACACCACGUUCUGCAGCUGGGCGUCCGCUGCCUGGGAGAGCUCUGGGUGCAAGGCUUCUACUGGUUGGGAGAAGUGCGAGGAUUACGUGUGGUGGAACUGGUCGGCUUUUGGCAAUGCGUUCUGGACGUUCAAUUCGCUCAAGGUUUUCACGUAG